This is a messenger RNA of Alnus glutinosa, 738 nucleotides long. RefSeq lists its product as uncharacterized. The coding region runs from base 1 to 738 and encodes 245 amino acids. NCBI's taxonomy places the organism in Eukaryota, Viridiplantae, Streptophyta, Magnoliopsida, Fagales, Betulaceae. The transcript has a single exon. The record is from RefSeq and is a predicted model, not a curated record. Gene Ontology annotation, molecular function: nucleic acid binding; RNA-DNA hybrid ribonuclease activity.
AUGGCAAAGCUUUUUAUUUGGAGGGCUUGUAACGAAUUGUUACCCACCCGAUUGAAUCUAACUCGAAGGAAGGUCAUUGAGAUGAAGACGUGCCCUUGUUGUGAUGGUGAAGAAGAGGAUGCUCUUCAUGCACUAUGGUUGUGCCCAGCAGCAAAAGAUGUUUGGGGGAGCUCAUUAUCUUGUUUUCAAAAGUUUAGCUUUACAGGUCCAAACUUUCGUGGCUUAUUUUCCUAUUGCAUGGAGCGGUGUACAAAGGAGGAACUUGAGUUAAUGGCUGUAACUGCAAGACGGAUCUGGCUUCGUAGAAAUGCUUGGGUGUUUGAGCAGCGUUUUGAUCAUCCCAAUGCAGUUUUCAUCGAAGCUACAAAGUCAUUGAGGGAAUUUAAAAGCUGUAACGUGCAUGGUCAGGAAAAAAUGUUACCAGCAAGAAGGAAUGAGGCGCUUAACAGUAAACAACCAAUUUGGAUUCCUCCUCCGGAUGGAGUGAUCAAGGUGAAUUGGGAUGCCUCUUUGAAUGUGGCCAAGAAUUGGGUAGGUCUGGGAAUUAUAGCUCGAGACAGAUGUAUGGGAGCACGAAGUAUAACGCAUCAGGCAACGAUGGACCCAAAAAUGGCGAAGACAAUGGCAGCACUGGAGGCUUUGCAAUUUAGCAAAGAAGCAGGUUUUUGGGAUGUUGUUUUUGAAGGAGACGCAGCUCAAGUGGUCAAAGAAAGUGUCAAAUCCACCCUAUUUUUCUAA